AUGAAGGAACCAGAUGAUCAGGAUACUGAUGGGGGGAAAUCAGAUAAAUCAAAGAGUGACGGGAGGUCAUCUUCUAAAUCUUCACCUAAGAGCUCUAAAGAUGCCACAGAUUUAACACUUACCGAAGGGGAAGACUCAUAUUUCAAUGGAGAAGACUCAGAUCUGGAAGGUUUGGAAGAAAGUACAAGUUUAAAUGAAGAUUAUCUUGAAAGUGGUAGAACAUCUCAGGAACCAGCUGCAGAAGAGGCAGAGGAGGAAGCUGUGACGAAAAUAUCUGAGACCUUCUUCUACGAUUACUCUGAGCUUGCUUCAAUGCCUUUUGUAACUCCGGACUCGAACAUACCACUGGAUUUUCUAACGCUUGUACACUGUUUUGGUUAUGACUGCAGAAAGCGAGCCAACCUGCAUCUUCUAGAUAGCAGUACCCUGACGUACAUCGCUGGGAACCAACUGGUCCUUCUGAAUUUUAAAACCAAGGAACAGAUCUACCUGCGAAGUAGCAGUGGUGAAGGAAUUGGUGCCAUUGGGGUUCAUCCACAUAAAACUUACUUCAUAGUAGCUGAAAAGGGGAGUUUUCCAAAGGUUAUCAUCUAUGAAUAUCCUUCUCUGAGGCCCUACAGAAUCCUUCAAGAUGGUACUGAGAAUGCAUAUGCUUAUGUGGACUUUAACUACAGUGGUACCUUGGUGGCCACCGUUGGUAGCCACCCUGAUUACAUGCUGACCAUCUGGAAUUGGAAAGAAGAGAAACCCAUACUGAGGAAAAAAGCUUUUUCUCAGGAAGUUUUUAAGGUUACUUUCAAUCCUGAAGAUGAUGAGCAACUCACUACGUCGGGAUCAGGCCAUAUCAAGUUCUGGGAAAUGGCUUUUACAUUCACUGGUCUCAAACUUCAGGGAUCACUAGGUCGAUUUGGCAAAACAACUGCUACUGAUAUAGAGGGUUAUAUGGAGCUCCCAGAUGGGAAGGUGCUUUCAGGGUCUGAAUGGGGCAAUCUGCUGCUUUGGGAAGGCAGUCUCAUCAAAGUGGAGCUCUGUCGAACUGGAAUGAAGUCUUGUCACCACGGUCCCAUUAACCAGAUCAUGCUGGAUGAGGGUGAAGUUAUCACUGCCGGGUCAGAUGGGUGUGUUAGGAUAUGGGAUUUUGAGACAAUAGACACUGCUGAUAUUGUAGAUGAAACUGGAUUGUUGGAGAUCGAGCCUAUUAAUGAACUUCAAGUAAAUAAGAAUGUCAAACUCUUCUCCAUGAUAAAAAUGAAUGAAGUUGGAAAUAACUUUUGGUUGGCUCAGGAUGCCAAUGGAGCCAUAUGGAAGCUUGACCUUAGUUUUUCAAAUAUUACCCAGGACCCAGAAUGCCUCUUCUCCUUCCAUACUGGAGCUAUUGAAGCCUUGGCUAUUUCUCCUGUUACUUAUCUCAUGGCCACAACUGCCUUAGACUGUUCUGUUCGAAUCUAUGAUUUUGCUUGCCAAACUUUUUUGGUUCAGAUGAAAUUCAAACAAGGAGGUACUGCCCUCACUUGGGUUCCUCAAAUAGUAAGCAACAGUGGCGCACAGAUUAUUGUAGGAUUUGAAGAUGGGGUUGUUCGGAUUCUUGAACUUUAUGAUCCGAAAGGACUCGCAGUUUUUACAGGGCGGAAGAAAAUUUUGGAUGCAGAUUUGAAUUUGAAACAGGUUUUCAAACCCCAUACUGCUGAAGUCACUGCUUUAGCAUAUGAACGUGAUGGAGAAAUUCUAGCCACAGGGAGUAAAGAUCAGACUGUCUUUUUCUUUGAAGUGGAAAGGGAAUAUAAGCCAAUUGGUUAUAUUAAUACUCCAGGGCCUGUUUGCCAGUUAACAUGGUCCACAAUGUCUCAUCUUGAAAGUACUUUACUGAUUAUUUGUGAGAAUGGCUAUAUUCUUGAAGCUCCAUAUCCAGCUAUUAAAGAAAAAGAAGAUCAUGAAGUAACCUCCUAUGAAAUCCAGGACAUGUGCAUAAAGUGUUUUCAUUUCUCAAGUAUCAAAUCUGAGAUUCUGAGAUUAAUAGAAAUUGAAAGGAGACAAAAGCAAAAGGAGCUGAAGGAAAAGGAAAAGAAAGCAAGGAGAAAGAAGCUACUAGAAGAGAUGGGAGAAGAUGGAGAAAAAGAAUUCUAUGAGGAGGAGGAGGAGGAGGAGGAAGGAGAGGAAGAAGAAGAAGAGGAGCCACUACCUGAAGUCUUCAUUCCACCAACCCCCUCUCCUAUCCUGUGUGGCUUUUACUCUGGGCCAGGGAAGUUCUGGGUUUCAUUA
Castor canadensis (American beaver) is the source of this 2259-nucleotide messenger RNA. The record is from RefSeq and is a predicted model, not a curated record. NCBI's taxonomy places the organism in Eukaryota, Metazoa, Chordata, Mammalia, Rodentia, Castoridae.